Cuscuta campestris is the source of this 3425-nucleotide messenger RNA. Lineage: Eukaryota; Viridiplantae; Streptophyta; Magnoliopsida; Solanales; Convolvulaceae. The record is from the annotation of a GenBank genome assembly.
AGAACCACUCAUCUUCCUCCAUCCACCACCAAAUACAAUCAAUGACUCUUAUCAUGAACUAAACAAACUAGAACCACUCAUCUCCCUUCCCCUCCUUAUCCGAUCUCACCGCAGACUCCCGAACAAACCCUUCAUCUCCAUUCCAAUGGCCCUCUCAUCCGAAUCUGUUAUUGGCGGCCAUGUAUCUGAGAACGAAGUAAUUUUCAUUCAAAGCGACGACGAUGGUGUGGAUGAUUCAAAGGAGAUUGAAGUCAUCUAUUACCAUGAAGAGGAAGACAUCAUAAUCAUUGCUGGGACUGAGAAGGCGCAGUUGAUGCUAGACGACGGCCAGAGGUAUGAGAUACUCGCAAUGGAGACUUCUCUGGGGAUCUUCAAACCUUGGGAUCCGAAGACAGAUAUAAUGAAGUUCAUGCAACCCACUUCAGAUGUGAACUCUUCAGUCUCAGAGAUCAAUUCCAAGGCACAUCUUUUGCAACAUGGUAUUGAUGAAUCGUAUACAUGUUGGAUAUGGAAUGGAGAGCUAAAUCCAGAGGAUGAACCCCCUCACCCACACUAUAAACGUGUUCAUGACUCAUUUGUCGAUGGAAUAGAUGAAAACAACGAAGAAGAUGACAGCUCUUUUGAAUACUCUGAUUUCAUGAACCAUGUCCAAGGGGAUUCUGAACCCCUCUACCUAGGAUGCAAGAGCUACACUAAGCUCAAGGCACUAGUGAAAUUAUAUAACUUGAAGGAAAAGCAUGGGAUUUCUGAUUCAUGCUUCUCUGAAAUUCUGCUUUUGCUAGGGACAUUUCUCCAAAAGGGCAACUUCAUGCCUUCGUCAUUUGGUGAAGCAAAGAAGACCUUAUGUGCUUUAGAUAAGAAGGCUAUGGAACAACAAGAAGAGAUGGAGGAAAUUGUUGUUCUAGAAGAGGAUGAAGAAUCUGAGACAGAAUCUGAAACUGAAUCCAACAAUGUUUCAAUUCUUGAAUACCCACAAACUCCAUCACCACUGUAUAUCGAAAAUAAGAUAACACUUGCAGAAAUGAUUGCACGAGGUACAGUGGUGAUGCUUCCUGAAAGCCCAAAAAGUCAAAUCGUACAAGAGGUGAAGCCUACCGAGGGUCCUGUCUCGGAACCGCCUUCACCCGCUGCACCAGAAACGUUGGAGGAACCUGUCCUCCUUACAUGUGUUGAAGACACUUCUCCAGAGGAACCUGUUCUGGAGAAAUCUGAGCCCACCACCGACCCCCUUGAUUCCGAUACUGAUGAGUCUGACAAAUCUAUAGACGAGAAAUUACCUUGUGAUGCCGAGUCCAUUCCGUCUAUAGAAACUAUCACUGAAGGCUCAGGGGAAGUCCAUGCCGUAAUCAUCUAUCCACCAACUGAAAGUCAGCCCAUUGGGGACUUGGAAAGUCAGAUCCUGGCACUGAAGGCUAAUGAUGUGGAUACACCGAGGAGACUCCCACCACCACCCAUCCAAAACGAGUCUCCUCCAUUUUUCUUGUUGCCACCAAGCCGUAAGAAUGAGUCAAAGAUCAUGGACUUUGACUGGAAAAGAACAGAACAAAGGUGGCAUCAGAAGAGAGUCAAAAAGGUUAAACUUUAUGACUCUCAGAUCGGUUAUGAUGAUUGGAAGAUCAUGAUGGAAGCACAUCUCUACGCUCUACAUGAUUGCAUGUGGAUGGUGCUUGAGGAUGGACCCUUGAAAAUCCAAAUGGAGAAUCCUGAGAGGAAUCCAGCAACUCCAGACGUAGUCCAGUACAUUCCAAAGCCCAAGGAAAAAUGGGAUGAUAGAGAUUGCAAAAAGCACAAUCUGGACAACGUCGCCAAAGCAGCCAUCUUCAAGACACUCAAUCCCAUCACCUUCUCCAAAAUCAAGCAUCUCAAGACUGCCAUGGAGAUAUGGCAAGGUCUUGGGAAGCUAUGUGAGGGAUCAGAGGACUUGAGAAAGCAGAAGAUAGAAGUCCUGCUUGAGAAGUUCAAAGGCUUCAAAAUGCUUCUCGGAGAAUCAUUUGAUAUGUUGGAUGAAAGAUUCCACAAAAUCUUAAAUGAUCUUGCCUCACUUAACCACGUUCUUUCUCCCAAAGAAAAGAAUGUAAGGUUGCUAAGAUCUCUUCCAACCGAGUGGUACACCAAAGCCACAGCCAUGGAAGAAGGAAGAAACCUGGAAAACUACACUGUCCAGGGUCUUCUUGAUGAGCACAGAACCUAUGAGCACGAGCUGAAGAAGAAGAAGGAAGAACAAGUCACUCCCUUCCCCACGGCACUAAUGACAACCCCCAGAGUCCCAACAAGUGAAGGGACAUGCCCAAGAAAUUGUGACACACCUUCCUCCAGCCAGCCGUCAAGCUCAAAAAUGGAAAACUACGAUGAGGAAUUUGCCAUGAUGGUUAAGCAAUUCCAGAAGUUCAAGAAAUUCUUCAAGAAGGCUGACUCAGUCAGAAGGCCAUCCAAGGGAAAGCCACAGGUAAGUGACUCUCCUCCUGAAUCUUAUUUGUGUUAUAACUGCAGGAAGCCUGGCCACUGGAAGUCAGCAUGCCCGUACCCAAAGGUGGAGAAGUACGGAGAGAGAGAAAGGAACGAGAAGAAAAAGAAGGCAAUGGUUGCUGCUGAGAGUGACGAGUCAUCCAGCUCAAGCUCGGAUGAAGAAGCCCUUGUCUGCAUGGAGCGCAGAGUUGAAAAGUCCAACCAUGAGGAUAGGUGGACUAUGUCAGAAGAUGACACUCUCUGCCUAAUGGCCAAAGAUGAUGCUGAUCAAGAGGUAACUUCACAAACCUCCUGCUCAUCUUCUUAUGAAAGCAUACCAACUUCUGAAAAUCUCUUUGACCAGUUCAAAAAGAUGAUGGUAGAUUUUGAGGAAAUAAAUCUCAAACAUUCUUCCUUAACAGAGGAGAACAAACUAUUGAGUGAAGAGAAUCUCAAGUUGACUGAAGGUCGGAAAAGUCAACUGGAUGAGAUCACUCAACUCAAGACUGAAAAUGAAUCUCUCUCUGAAAAGGUGAAAUCCCUUAACAAAGAACUAGGGACACUUAAGUCCAAAGAAGCAGUGGAUAAGCUUCUUGAAACGACCAAACAUAAGGGUCGUGAAGGACUUGGGUUUGACCCCUCCAGUUCCAAAAGAAAAGGGAGAACAACUUUCAUCCCUCCUAAACCUACUGCUAAACCAAAUAAGCAGAAAGGAAAGGAAAAGGAGAAACCAACAGAAGUUCCCAAAAAGGUAGUCCCUCCUAAGAACUAUAGGAAGCUAGACAAACCUCAAAAAGGAAAUAAUUUCAGAAGAAAACCUUCUAACCCCCAUUAUACACGAGGCUAUACUCAUUAUGGGGUAGAUAGGAGUUUUCCAAGAAAUUCUGAGUGAAGAACUAUGCCAAGAUAUAGUCACCCUCCACCCCAGAAACUAUUUGUGCCACCUAAGUAUGCUUAUAACCGACACAGGCCACAUUAUG